AUGGCCACUGGAAAUUCCGAUGCAGUAGUGUGCCCAAAAUUCAUCGACGCAUCGUUUAUGCCACCAAGAGAUGGCUUCAUCACCCCCACCACGGGUUACGCAACCACGGCGAAUUAUACAACAAGGAGGUUUGUAUUCGAGGCAUCAAAAAUAGCUGUUCUUAAAGAAAAAACUGCCGGAGAAAAUGAGCAGAACUACCCUACUCGUGUUCAAGCAGUGUCUGCGUUUAUCCUCAAACGCACCAUAGCUGCGGCUCGACUGAAAUCGGGGUCCGAAACGCCAACUGUCUAUCUACAGACAGUGGACUUGCGCAGAUGGGUAGACCCACCAUUGCUGAAAAACUCCAUAGCUCAUUUCGUUUGGACACAUCCUGUAAUCAUCGAAGAGAGCGACAUAGAAUUACCAGACUUAGUAAGCAAAAUCAAGGAAAGAUUCACUGAAUUCUGCACGAAAACGGCGAACAGAUUCAAGGGUGAUGAAGCUUUUCAAGUGAUUCGCGAGUCGCUUGAAGAGUACAGUGAAUUGUUCAAGAGCCCAACUAUUAGUUGUACAAGUUGGUGCAAAUUUCCAUUGUACGAAACGGAUUUUGGAUGGGGAAAACCAACAUGGGUAAGUAGUCCAGGAAAUCAAUUUGGGAACUUAAUUCUUUUGGUAGAUACAAAGUGUGGGACUGGUAUAGAAGCUUGGGUGACCUUGGAUGAAGAAGAGAUGGCAAUCUUGGAACAUGAUGAGGAGCUCCUAGAAGCUGCUUCCUUCAACCCUAGUCCUCUUGAAGAACAAUGUUUAAUCUUCCCAUCUAAAACUGCUUGA
This is a messenger RNA of Ilex paraguariensis (yerba mate), 810 nucleotides long. NCBI's taxonomy places the organism in Eukaryota, Viridiplantae, Streptophyta, Magnoliopsida, Aquifoliales, Aquifoliaceae. The record is from the annotation of a GenBank genome assembly.